AUGCGCAUUAGCAACGAGCGAUCAGCAGAAGACAGAGCUGUAAAGAUGGCGGCCGGUUCAGGGGCUGCAAGCGGGCACGGAGCCCGCAGCUCCAACGCUGGUCUGGAAGCGUCUUUGGAUCGACGGUUUCAAGGAGUAUCCAACACUAUGGAGUCAAUACAGGGACUUUCAAACUGGUGCAUUGAAAACAAAAAGCACCACUGCCUAAUCGUUCGUCACUGGAUGAAGUGGCUCAAGAAAUCUGACAACAAUCACCGCUUGAAUCUCUUCUACCUUGCCAACGAUGUGAUACAGAACUGCAAAAGAAAGAACGCCAUUGUGUUUCGUUCAGCCUUUGCAGAAGUCCUUCCUAAUGCUGCUCAGUUCAUCAGAGAUGUGAAGGUCCGCAAGUCGGUGGACAGGAUUUUUACAAUUUGGGAGGAGAGGAGCGUGUAUCCUGAGGACGUGAUUGCCCAGUUCAAAGCUGGCAUGAACAAAAAGGAAAAGGAGCGAGAAAAGCAAAAGGAAAAGGAAAAGUCAAAGGAAAAAGAAAAAGAAAAAGAAAAGGAAAAGGCAAAAGACAAGGAAAAAGAAAAGGAGACGCCACCGGCAACUGCCUCGGCCAACACCAAAGCUGCCCUGAAGUCCAAGAUUGUAGCGGAGUUCACACCAUACUCCCUCAUUGAGCAGUUGUCGAGAUAUAAGCGAGCAGUCGCAGAAGAGGAGUUAAGGGAGAAGCAGCUGGCAGCUCUAAGGGUGGAUGUCUGCAGCACGGAGGCUCUUAAAAGACUAAAAGACAAAGCAGGUGGGAACAAGUUUGCGAAGGACUUUGAGGAUGGCAGUUUGAAGCUGCAGGAGUUUGUCAGCUUCAUGGAGAAGGAAUUGAAAACAGGGCCUCCUCUGCUGGAAGCUUUGGGAAAUGCAGACAUUUUCUAUGAAAUGCAGUACAAGGAGGUUAAGAUUGUGGCGAAUGCAUACAAUGCCUUUGCCAAUCGUGUGGGGAGUCUUAAAAGAAAAUUGGAUUCCCUCAAGUUGACUCUACCUGGACCUGAGGACUCUCCCAUUCCCUCACCCUCUGAAGACGCCCCCUCUCCCACUGGCUCUGACUCCCCCAUCCUGGGACUGGGGGCUAGCAGGGCCCAGGUGGAUCCAGAGCUGGAUGGCAAGGCCAUGGAUGAUGGAGAAAUACCCAGUGACAACAGAGAUAUGGAGGACAUGGACUUGUCUGAUGAAGAGGCUGUCGUUGCCACAGCAGGAGACGAUGACAAGAAGGACAAGACAUCCACUGCUGUUGCCAAGUCAGAUGCGGCAUCAAAGCCUCCCACCACACCUACAAAAGCGUCUAAGAUCAACACUCCUUCCACAGCGGCCCCAGUGACUCCCACCGCUGCUGCCGCUCAAAGUGCCCCGACAACCCCGAUGGGAGUCAAUCUGGAGAAGGUGGACCUAGGAAAGAUCAGCUCCAUUCUCAGCUCACUCACAUCUGCCAUGAAAAAUACAGCAGCUAGCCCAUCACCACGGCCGUCUCCAGGAACACCCACCACUCCCUCUGGCCAAUCGGCAGCCUCCAAAGCGACCUCUUCGAGCCCUCACCUGGCCAGCAUCCUGUCACGUGUUGACAUCACACCUGAAGGCAUACUCAAUGCUCUGUCUAAAACUAACACACCAGGUUUGUCUUCUCUCUUGCAAAGUGUGACAAACAGCAUCGCUCCUUCCACUCGAACCUCUCCAGAAUCAUCAGCAGUUAAAAGCCUGCUCACCCCAACCACCCCAAAAACAAAACCCACUCUGGGCAACAGCCUCAAACGAGACACACCUGGGAGAACCAGAGAUUGGGAGAAGGCGAGACCGCUGUCCCCUCCUCCUCCACCCCCUCCUCGUCCCUCAGCUUCUUCUGUCUCUCCCCCCAGCUUAGAAUCAAAAAUCAACAGUUUCCUGCAGGGUAAUCCAGGUUUUAGUCUUGCUCUAGGUGAUGUCAGUCCUGAAGGGGUGGAUGGGACCCCAGUAAGAGAUGAGGCUGCUGGCACCCCCACCCAGGACGAGAUCAUGGACACACCUGGGAGUGUGCCAGAAUCUUUAGGGUCAUCUGGGGGCCAUAACCUCUCACCCACAGCCUACCGCAGUGAACCCUGGGAUGCUGUGAUCACCCCGUCGGGAAGCAACAGCAAUGGAGACUUUCUGGCCUCUUCCUCCUCUUCCCGGUAUGGAGCUGGAAAAAAGAGCAGCACCAAAUUAAAGGACGAUGGAGUGAUAAAUGUGAGAAAGCAGGUCUCCUCCUCCCCCAGUAAUGACAUGAAGGGUAAGAAAGAUGGACAACACGGCCAGAUCAGGAUGAUGGGAAACAACAGAGGGAUUGGAGAAAGGAGACUCUCUGCAGGUUCUCGUAAGGCUAGCAGCAGCUCAGACGAUGGAGGUCUUAGUGGUAAAAGAGAGGGGAAAAGUCAGGCGUCUCCAGGUGGAGAUGGGAAUGAGGGCCAGUACCAUCGUAUUGAGACACUAGUGUCACCCUGCACUGAAGGGGCCCCCAUCCAGACUCUAGGCUACUCAAACCGCCCACUCGCUGGCGAGCGCAUCAAGACGGUAGAGAGCAUCCGUGUGAUUGGCAGAGGCUCUCGGCGAGGGGAAGGGGCUGGCGGUCGGCCGGGGGGAGCGAUGUGGUACGAAGAAGAGGAAUACAUGGAAGCUCAGCCUCCCUCACCCCAUGCUGCCCCCCCUCCUCUUAACAUUGGCACUGAGGACAGGACCCCAGCCAUGCAUCCUCCUCCCCCGCAUCUCCUCCUCCCACAUCUCCACCCUCCUCCGUCCCAUCCUCACGCACAUCCUCCUCCCCUAGCUCAGUUCCAAAUGCCCUACCACACGGAGAACAUUCAGGCUCCUCCUCCAUCACUCCUCCACCAGCAUCCUCCUCCUCAAUCCCAUUUCUUCAGCCCUCCUCCACCGAUCCCUCGACCCCCUCCACCUCCCAUACCACAGCGCCCUUCCCCUCCACCUACUCACCACGCUGUGCCCUCUGCAGUCAUGGUGGGGGGAAUGUUGGUCCCUGUGGACCGUCCCCUUCCUCCCUCUGUCAGACCUGAAGGUGUAGAGCGAGGUGGCGGAGGGCCCAGAGGAAGCAAAAUGGCCCCUCCACCCCUCAUGUCAUCAUUGCUAGGUGAGCCCCCUAAGCUGCCCCGUCCUGGCACAGUUAAAGAGCCUUUUGUCCCCCGCCAUGCACUCCCUCUCCACCGCUUAGGUACCCCUGGUGUUCCUCUACCCUUACUGGGAAGAGUGAAAGAGUCUCUGAAUCUACCUCUUCCACCCCCCUCUCCCACAUCCUCCACACCCUCUCCCUCCACGCCUAAUUCCCCUGCAGUCGAAACUCUCCCCACUCGCCUCACUGCUCAGUCCGCUCCCCCUCCUCUCCAAAAGUCCCCUACUAGUCCUCCAGCUCAGCCCCGCAAUCAAACCUCUAACCCUGUUCCCCUCCUUAACUUGCCCAGUCCUCGACCCCCGAUCCUCUCAGUCCCAAUCCCACAGAGACCUCUGCUGCGAGGCCGAACCUCCUCUCAGCAGUUUAACCAAGAUCGCCACAUGGGGGGAUUUCGUGGGGGAAAGCGGUCCGGUCCUCCAUUCACAGGCAGUCCCUUCCAUGCGCAGAAGAGACCCUUCCUACCCCCACGCUACUGAUGUGGUCAUCUAACACAUCCUGAAUGAGAAGUGGAAGCGCCCUGCACUGAAGUGCAGAGUGUGUGUUAGCCCUGCUGGUAUGAGCCCAGAUAUCUUUACUCUGUUAAUUAGCUUGAAUUAAAACUACCAUAGGUUGUGUGUAAAUAGCAGACUAAAUCUUCAUGCUUCAGCAAGGUAGCCAGCUAGUCAUCUUACACUGUACAGUGCAGCCAUGAGGUUAUGAGUUACAUAGUGCAGUGUUGUGUAACAACCCUCAAUUUAUCCCUUUUUCCCUUUUCUCAAUACAAUGUAGAUAAAACUUUCUUUAGGUCGGGUGCCAUGACCUUAGGAAAAAAAUGCAGAUAGUUCAAGCUGAAAUUAAACUAUAGUUUAAGAGUUUGCAUACUUGUGUGAUUGUUGGGUCACCUGAGAGAGAACAGUAGAGUGAACGAGAGGUAUGGGUCUCAUAGGAUACAGAGGGAAGAAACUAAAAACAGAAGGUUGAGAUUUUGGGAAAUAGGCUUAUUUGCUGACUAACUUGAAAGUUGGAUCAAUAUGAAGUAGAUGAAUACGCCUCUCAUGCUGUAUGUGUGCUAAACAUGAAGUUACAGCUAUGACCACUUAGCUUAGCAUAAAAACUGGAAACGGCAACAGUUAUCCUGGCUCUAUCUUAAGGUAAAAAAACCCCUAAAAAAACAACCUCAGUAAGACAUUAGUCUUUGUUUAUUUAAUCUGUACAAAACCUAAAGUGUUAAAAUUAUAUGUUUUACGUUGAAUCAUGUCCCAGAUAUUUUUGUGAAUGGAUGCAGCGACUUCAGUGAGUCUCUAUGCUUACUAUGCUAAGCUAAUGGUCUCCUGUCCCCAGCUUCAUGUCAUCCAACUCUAUGCAAGAAAGCCAAUAACUGUAUUUCCCAAAAUGUUCCUCUAAAAAUGUUUUAUGAGAGUAAGUUCCAAAAUAAUCUAUUCUUCCAUGGGUGUAUGGGUGUGUGAUGUGUGUCCUGACAUGGUGUUUCUCAUUUAAAGUGAUGAGAUUCGUGUUGCAGCGGAGGUUAACACUUUUUCUUAUCUUCGGAGUACCUACUGUAAAUAAUCUUCUCUUGCUCGACCGUUUUCACCCUUCCAUCUCUCCCACUGUAUAUUCCUAAGCUUGUAAAUAUAAAAACUGAGAUGUCACAGCUUUUUUCUCUUCAAGCCCUUGUUUCUGUUAAUGAGGACAAUGAGCGUCACUCACACACCACGUCUUUACUGUGAUUCAGGCCUUGAUUAAGCUUUAGCUCCAGAAGAAUUACUCUGCAGUAUCUGUUGCUCCUUUCUGUCCUCCCUUUGAAACAACCAUGCAGAAGAGGAGGGUGAAGAUAAUUAUGUAUUUUCAUUUCCAACACAAAUGUGUGCCUGUGCGCGCUUCAAGUUAGACUGAGUCAUGAAGAUACUCGAUAUUGGACGGCGGGUGGGGGGGGGGUAUUUUACCUGAACCACACUCCUUACUAGGCUUCAACAUGUACUGACUUGAAUAAAAUCCAGUUUCAAUUCAACUUGGGGUGGGGGGGGUUAUUAUAUUACAUUUGGUCACUAUCACUUGAAUUGCGCUGUUGUAAUUCAUAUGCGCUGUUCAGCUGAUUUAUCUGUCCGUUUUCAUAUAUUUACAUAGCUGCUGCCAUUUUCAUAAUGCAUUAACACGCAUUUGUUUUUUGCGCUGUAUUUUUCUGCAAUGUCCCGUUUUGCAGCAGUGCCGACAGAUGGUAUCGGGGGCAAAAACAUUUGAGCUAAUUAGGAUUGUUUUGAAAAUGGUUUAUUUGAAUACGCCAGUUGUUUUGGCCUCUUCCUCUGUUUUUUUCUUUGCUAAUUUCAUGCUUUCGCCCUCAACCCUGUGCUUACCUUUUGCUCACAUUGCUUCAUCCAGAAACACCAGUGCACCUCUCAAAACUUAAGCGUUUAAAAAAAAAAAAAAAAAAAAGGGUCACCACUAUGGCACUAUUCCUCCAUCAUGUGCAGGAGUUAUCGCUGUUUGGCUUCCCUCUGUUCUACACUGAUGUAGUUUGCCAACGCAGGGAGAGGUGCAUGUUGGGUGUUGCUGCUCAAAGCUUCAUGUCUCCUGUGUUUGUCUGAUCAUGGAGUGUGUGUUGUCUCCAGUUCAUCAAGAUACACUGAGCACCUGCAAACGUUACCGCAUAAAGUUAGAUACAUUGUAAAAAUGUAACCACAGAAGAGAAUAUUUGUCACUACAGUGUUAGCACAUCAUCAGAGUUCUGAUGUUUUACUGAAUGUUAUACAAGUCUGUUACCACCUUUUUGUAAACUGUCUUUUUUUCUGAUCACUCAUUGAAACAGCUAAAUAUCAAUCCAAAUCAGUUUGGUGUGAGAGAAGUUAGAUUCUUAAAAAAAAAAUCCUUCUUACUAAGGACCUGUCAAGUUCAACAAUUCACUUGUCCCUGUAAAUAACCUCUCUGUGUUUCUUUUUUGACAAAUUGAGUUGGAAGUUGACUGAAGAUGUGACAAAAGCUGAUAGUCUGUGUAUAUUUGAUAAGUUGAAUUGCUCUUACUGCUGUUCUCAUCAAUGAUGCUAUAUCACCGG
Messenger RNA from Etheostoma spectabile (orangethroat darter), 6195 nucleotides. It is a transcript of the gene rprd2b, whose product is annotated as regulation of nuclear pre-mRNA domain containing 2b. Lineage: Eukaryota; Metazoa; Chordata; Actinopteri; Perciformes; Percidae. The record is from RefSeq and is a predicted model, not a curated record. Gene Ontology annotation, molecular function: RNA polymerase II complex binding. Gene Ontology annotation, biological process: mRNA 3'-end processing.